CCCACUCCACUCCCUCUCCCCCUUAUGCUCUCCCACACCAGCAUUUUUGUUGCCUUAGCCAGCAGCCAAAGAGAUCAUCAAGGGAACCAUUUUUUUUUUUGGACAAAAGAUAGCCUGAGAAAGUGAUAGCAAUCCCCUUCUUCUCUGUCUCUGAACCCAGUGUCAGUUUCCUGCUUCUGGGUGUUUUGAGUUUGUUGAUUAAGAUCGAAAUUUUCAAGAAAAGAAAGGAAGGAUAAUAUCAGCAUGGGGAGGGGUAGGGUUCAGCUGAAGAGAAUAGAGAACAAGAUCAACAGGCAAGUGACUUUUUCAAAGAGAAGGUCGGGUUUGUUGAAGAAAGCCCAUGAGAUCUCUGUCCUUUGUGAUGCUGAGGUUGCUGUGAUUAUCUUCUCAACAAAAGGGAAGCUCUUUGAAUACUCUACCGAUUCUUGCAUGGAGAGGAUCCUUGAACGGUACGAAAGAUAUUCUUAUGCAGAGAGGCAACUUGCUGCAAAUGAAAUUGAUGAAAAUGGAAGCUGGACUCUGGAACAUGCAAAACUUAAAGCCAGAAUGGAAGUUUUACAAAGAAACGAAAGGCAUUAUAUGGGAGAAGAUCUGGAGAAUUCGAGUCUUAGAGAGCUUCAAAAUUUGGAGCAACAACUUGAUUCUGCCCUCAAACAUAUACGGUCAAGAAAGAAUCAGCUCAUGUUUGAAUCAAUUUCUGAGCUUCAGAAAAAGGAUAAGGCAUUGCAAGAGCAGAAUAACAUACUGGCAAAGAAGGUGAAGGAAAAGGAGAAGGCGGCUGCCCAGCAGGCACUAUGGGAGCAGCAAAACCAAUGCCAAGGCUCAUCCUCCAUGCUUCUGCCACAGCCAGUGCAGACCUUCGACAUCAGUGGCACCUAUGAAGCAAGGAGCAGUGCUGGAAGAGAGGAGGAAAGUAAUCCAGCACAACAUGGUGUCGCCAAUGCGCUGUUGCCACCUUGGAUGAUUCGCCAUUUUGAAUAA
Messenger RNA from Durio zibethinus, 981 nucleotides. RefSeq names its product agamous-like MADS-box protein AP1. Gene Ontology annotation, biological process: positive regulation of transcription by RNA polymerase II. Gene Ontology annotation, cellular component: nucleus. Gene Ontology annotation, molecular function: DNA-binding transcription factor activity; protein dimerization activity; RNA polymerase II transcription regulatory region sequence-specific DNA binding. The record is from RefSeq and is a predicted model, not a curated record. Lineage: Eukaryota; Viridiplantae; Streptophyta; Magnoliopsida; Malvales; Malvaceae.